This is a messenger RNA of Ogataea philodendri, 258 nucleotides long. RefSeq lists its product as uncharacterized. The record is from RefSeq and is a predicted model, not a curated record. The coding region runs from base 1 to 258 and encodes 85 amino acids. The transcript has a single exon. NCBI's taxonomy places the organism in Eukaryota, Fungi, Ascomycota, Pichiomycetes, Pichiales, Pichiaceae.
AUGACUGUUGGGUUGAUGAUCGAGACAACCAUUGGGUUCUUGGUCACUUUGAAGAGAGAAAAGUAUUUCUUUGAGAGCUCUGCUGCCAAAACGCGUUUACUGGGGAAGAAAUCAAAUGACAAGUUCCACAGCGUGUCAAUUGAAGCGUGCGUUUUCGAGUGCAGUGAUAGUAUAUUGGAAGAAACAUUCAAAGUCACACCGCUUGUCCAUUUCAAGCUCAAAACCAGAAGAAUGAAUGCUGCAAUGACGCUGGUUUGA